Bacidia gigantensis is the source of this 408-nucleotide messenger RNA. RefSeq lists its product as uncharacterized. The transcript has 4 exons. The coding region runs from base 1 to 408 and encodes 135 amino acids. NCBI's taxonomy places the organism in Eukaryota, Fungi, Ascomycota, Lecanoromycetes, Lecanorales, Ramalinaceae. The record is from RefSeq and is a predicted model, not a curated record.
AUGGAUACAGCAGCCAAAGACGAGUCUCUCUUUAUUCACUCUGAGAUUCACAAUGUUCCCGAUGUCUCUCCCGGCGACAUCUCGGAGAAACUUGGAAAUGACUGGGAUCAACGAGAGGAGGGCAGUAUCAUUGGACUUCUGAAUGCAUCUGCCCAGCAGAUCACAGCGCUCAUUGCUCUAAGCGAUUCAACCUACGUGGUGACUCAAUGGCAGACCGCUCUGCUUUCAUGGGCUAUUCUAGGAGUAGCCAUCCUCGCCAACACAGUGCUCUUCCGAAAAUUGCCCCUCAUCGAAGGCAUUGUGACUUUCCUCCAUGUCCUCGGCUUCUUUGCUUUUGUCAUCGUGCUUUGGUGCGUGUUCGAGACUCAUCGCCCGCAGAAUUACCUUGUCAUAGUGCAAGAGCGCUGA